This is a messenger RNA of Apiotrichum porosum, 1371 nucleotides long. RefSeq lists its product as uncharacterized. Gene Ontology annotation, cellular component: cytoplasm; nucleus. The transcript has 11 exons. Bases 1 to 1371 code for a protein of 456 amino acids. The record is from RefSeq and is a predicted model, not a curated record. Lineage: Eukaryota; Fungi; Basidiomycota; Tremellomycetes; Trichosporonales; Trichosporonaceae.
AUGUCCAACAUGGUGCCUCAGGAGGAACUUCCGGUCCUCGAAGCAUUCAUCAACAUUAACAACCGUCUCAAGCUGCUCAAGAAGGACAGCACCAAGUUCAUUCGCGCUCAAGAUGUCAUGUCCAUCUACUCGCAGGUCGUCAAGCAAGUCACCAAGCUGAAUACCAUUCGCGAAGAGAGCUCCCAGUCGGCGCUCAGCUCGGGCGACACCAAGCGCAACCUCGAGCCCAACCGCGUCGACGCUAUCAUCGCCGACGUCUUCGCUCUCAUCUCGCUCAUGUUUCUUACCGUCGGCAAGAGCCGUGAAAGCCCAGCUGUCUACUGCCAGAUCUCCAGCAUGCGUCAAAUCCUGAGUCACAUGGACGAGUCUGGCAUCUACACCGAGGAAUACCUGCUCGUGUUCCGCGAGCGCCUGAACGAGCUGAGGGAGAUUAUCAAGAAUGACCACGAAGAGGGACGGCAUCCAGAGGCCAUGCUCAAGUACAUGUCCAAGAAGCUCGACGGCACUGAGGCGAUCCUCGACUCGCUCAUGGAGUCGCUGUCGGUGCUCAACGCAGAGCUCGUCCCACUUCACAACCGCCUGGUUCUGCUCCGCAAACAACUUAUGGCACUGGCAACAGACACCAAGCCCAGCAAGGCCGAGUUUAAGCGCAUUGUCGAGGAGCUCCGCAACAUUGACUCAAAGCGCGUCGAUGGCAAGUUCCUCGGUCCCGGCGGCUCCUCGGUGCCCGAGGGCCAAGCAUUGCUCAGUGGUCUACUCGAUGCCUGCUUCGACAUUGUCCAGGAUAUCAAGGCGCGCGAGGCCGAGGAGGACGUUAGCCCUCCACUCAAGCCCAUCUGGGAGCGUCUGACGUCAAUGAAGCAGCAGCUUGAACAGCUGACUCUGACUCACCGCUGGACUCUGCGCGAGACGGACCUCUACAACUACUCGGUUUCCCUGCGUGACAUUGACUCUAUGCGUGUCGACGGCAAGUUUGUGGACGCGGACGGCAACAAGGCCGAGGGCCAGUAUGUGCUACUCUUCCUCUUGCGGCGGUGUUACGGUCUCAUCUACCGCCUCAUGUCUGAAUCUGAGCCCAUCUCGGAGGAGCUCAUGCCGAUUGCCAACAAGUUGUCGACGAUCAAGAAGUGUCUCAACGAGGUGCUCAAGUACGGCGGCCCAUACAGCCCGCGUGAUCUCUACCCGUACCACCUCGCUCUCCACCAGGUCGACCAGCUCCGCAAGGACGGCAAGUUCCUUGCCGACGAUGGCAGCAUCCCCGAAGGCCAGGCGAUUCUCAACGCUCAACUCUCCGAGGCACAUGAGCUUCUCGAGAUGCUCAAGGAGAGCAUGUCGGAUGACGAGGACGACAGCGACGACAGCGAAGAGUAG